Molecule: messenger RNA, 627 nt
Organism: Notodromas monacha
Lineage: Eukaryota; Metazoa; Arthropoda; Ostracoda; Podocopida; Cyprididae
Source: the annotation of a GenBank genome assembly
AUGUGUGGUCAAUCCGGCCCGAUUUUCCUUCCGGAAGUGUGGGGCUUUGAUUUGAAAAGGCCGGAAGACGAAGAAGGGACGGGAGGACUGGGAUUUCCCGCCGACGAGUUCGCCGCAGCGGCGGCAGCAGCCGCGGCGAUGCGGUGUCCGUCGUUGCAGGUAGCAGAUAUUCGUUGUAAUGAGAUUCUACUACUGGGAUUUCCCGCCGACGAGUUCGCCGCAGCGGCGGCAGCAGCCGCGGCGAUGCGGUGUCCGUCGUUGCAGGUAGCGGCGACGCAGCAGCAAGUGGCGGCUGUCGCACAUCCGGCCACACCGGGCGCCGCCACGCCCGGGGUGGUGCCGCAGGGUGCCGUUCCUGGCGCCACGAGUCUCGUGUCGAGUGCUGCGGCGGCCCUCAGCCCGGCGUCCGUCGCCGCCACCGGCAUCCUCAUGAGCCACCAGAACCAAAACCAAGUUACCGGUUGCGUCAUGAUGGUCUACGGCCUCGACCCGGAAAAAAUGACCUGCGACCGGCUCUUCAACAUGUUCUGUCUCUAUGGGAAUGUCAUUAGGGACGUAUUUUGGCGGAAACCCGUGUCACUAAAUUCUCAAACGUUUCCUGUUGAAUUGAAUUUUCUCAACCCUUAA